ACCAGCUCCUCAUUCAUCAUCCUGCUGACAUCUGCACAGCUGCGAUAGGCUAAUACGUUGUUUUUCCCCCACUCUUCCUCAUUUUUGAGAUUCUACAUCAAACAGGUAUGAUAAAGAUGAUCUGGGGUCUGUGCCUGCUUUGUUUGGCUGCUAGUUUAAGAGCAGUGCAUGCAGGACCGGUGAGGAAGACCGGCAAGAUGGAAGACAAGGCUACGCCGAAGGAAGAAAUCAACGUGCUCAUGUUUGGCGUCAUACAGUUCAGCGAAUCCCUUAACUAUGUUUAUGAAACCACCGAGGCCAAGAUCACCAAAAUCAGCCAGACUUUGAGGAGCCAUGAGGGGACUCUCCAAAAGCUGGGGAGGGAGACUGAACAGGCUGCGGAAGUGGAGAAACAGAUUAAAGAAGUGAUACAGUUGCUACAGACCCAGGUGGCCAAGCAACAGGCUCAGACCAAGAGGACUAAAGACUGGCUGGUCAGCAUGGAGCAGGAAGAGGUGGAGCUGAAUGCCAAAGUGAAGAAGUUGGAAUCGUAUCUCAACAUCAACAUGAGCAUCAAAGAGCUGCUGGAGAAAGCUGAGGAGCAAUCCAACGUCCUGAAAGAUUUACAGCAUUUGACCCAGUUCCAAAAAGAGAAUAUUGAGACUCAGAAUGAGCAGCUCUCCAAACUCCAGAAGAUGAGUGAAGCUAUGACAUAGUUCUGAGAUUCACCACUGAGGUCUCGGAGUCUACCCAGAUUUCACCUCUGUGAUGUCACUGCACUCCCUUCCAGCCCUGCGAUGAUUGCUAUACAGCCAGAAACUAUUUUUUUUAGUAGUCUUAUGAUUAUGUCCUUGUUGUUGUGGCUCUCAUCCAUCUUUUAUGUUUUUAUGACUUUUGUUUGUUUUGACUUUGAUAUACUAAGUAAACUUUGUUUCUCAAGAGAGAAAUUUAAUAAAACUGUUAAAUUAUUAUAGAUUUUUAAGAUGUGUACUAUGUAAAUACAUAUAUAGAAA
Anoplopoma fimbria (sablefish) is the source of this 992-nucleotide messenger RNA. RefSeq names its product angiopoietin like 8 (gene angptl8). Gene Ontology annotation, biological process: triglyceride homeostasis; regulation of lipid metabolic process. The record is from RefSeq and is a predicted model, not a curated record. Bases 108 to 695 code for a protein of 195 amino acids. The transcript has 4 exons. NCBI's taxonomy places the organism in Eukaryota, Metazoa, Chordata, Actinopteri, Perciformes, Anoplopomatidae.